Octopus sinensis (East Asian common octopus) is the source of this 1247-nucleotide messenger RNA. RefSeq names its product myosin heavy chain, embryonic smooth muscle isoform-like. The record is from RefSeq and is a predicted model, not a curated record. Bases 75 to 1247 code for a protein of 390 amino acids. The transcript has a single exon. Gene Ontology annotation, cellular component: myosin complex. NCBI's taxonomy places the organism in Eukaryota, Metazoa, Mollusca, Cephalopoda, Octopoda, Octopodidae.
AUGAGAUUAGACAAUUCAAAAAGAAAAUCGAAGAACAAAAUAUACUCAUUGCAGAACAGGACGAUGAUAUUUACAUGCUACGGAAUGACAUGACGAGGAGAGAUGUGUCUUACCAAUCAGAUAAGACAGAGUGGGAAAGACAGGCCAGAGAAAGGACUGAGGAAUAUGAGGAGCGACUCCGUUCAAUGGCCAGAAAACUUAAAGAAUCGGAGAAUAUGUUAGAUGAUGAACAGAAGAGCAGACUUGUUUCAGCUUCCAGCAAAAAGAAAUUGGAAGGGGAGUUGGGUGCUCUGUCCUCAGCUAUGGCACAGCUUGAGUCUGAGAGAGAUAACUUGCUCAAACAAAACAAAAAACUUGGAAGUGGAUUGAAAGAGGCCCUGAGAGAGUCCACUGAGGCACAUGCUCGUGCUGAACAACAUUCUGCCAAUUUAGUGCAAAGUCAGACCAAAGUCAAAUCUUUGACGAACGAAUUGGAAGAAGCUCUGAACACUGCCGGCUCUCUUGAACAAAUUAAAAAGGCAUUGCAGGAGGAGAGAGAUCAGUACAAGGACGAGUCCACAUAUAAAAACACCCGAUUAUCCUCUCUACAACAAGAGCUUGCACAAUAUAAGAGAACUGUUAGCAGUCUACAAUCCGAGUUGGAGGAAGAAGUCAACAGCCAUGAAGAGUUGGAGGAGCUCGUUCGCAGAGUUCAGUCGCAACACGAACAGUCAUGUCAAGAACUGGCAGUUGAGAGAAAUAAGGCCGUCAGAGCUGGAGAUCUGCUCUCUACAUCUGAGAGACAAAACAGAGACCUCAAGAAUCGAAUUGCUGUUUUGGAAGAGGACUAUGCACGAUCAAAGACAAGUGCUUCCGCUGUUCAGGUCCUUGAACAGAAAGUCGCCAAAGUUGAGGCACUCUUGGAAUCUGAGUCGAGGUUGUUAUGCUGUAAUAAGAAUUCCAGAGAUCGAGAAAGUGCUCUUCGUUCCGUGAGGUCUUUGGAAAGGAAACUAAGAGAAUCACAACAAAAUGUCGAGGACGAGCAUAGAAUGGUCGAAUCGUUCAAAUCGCAAGUGGAUAUGGCCAAUUCGAGAAAUAAAUUGUUGAAGCGAAAUAUGGAUGAAGCUGACGACGAGUUGAAUGCAAUGAGAAGUAAGUUAAGGAAGGUGCAGAAUGAAAGAGAUGAGUUGGUCGAGUCAGUGGAAAUAUUACAGCGUGAAAUUGCACAGAAAUCCAGAUAUGCGUUUGUGUUGGAUUUUAAUUUUUAA